Penicillium digitatum Pd1 is the source of this 135-nucleotide messenger RNA. The record is from RefSeq and is a predicted model, not a curated record. NCBI's taxonomy places the organism in Eukaryota, Fungi, Ascomycota, Eurotiomycetes, Eurotiales, Aspergillaceae.
AUGGAUGCAAUAACUCACUUAUCAACCAAGCAUCGGGACUACCCCAAAAGCCAAGAAAAAGACAGAGAUAUUACUCCGAGAUUGGAUUGGGUCAACCGCGUGCCUGGUCUUGAUAACGGGUGGGUAAAUUCAUGA